UCUUGUUAAGCAACUCAAACUAAGCGAGGUAUCAGUAAAGCAAAGCGAGAGGCGCAUGUGAGCCAAUGCGUGAAAUUCAGAGCACAUAAUCAAAAGAAGAACAACACUACUAGUAGUUGUUAAUUCAGUAAUCGAUCUCUCCUGAUACACUAUUUUGGUGAGCAUAUAUACAGAGCUGGAUGCGUAUUAACGUACACACACUUGUACAUCACCGGGGGCAUAUACCUUACCUGGAGUGUAGCCAAGCUAAGGAAGAGGGAGGCUGUUUCUCUGCUGCUCUCUGAACCUCUUUGAACACGCCACGCCUCGCCCGUGCCGGGAAAUGCAGAGGCAGCUGAGCCUCUCGGCGAUGCCGAGGCUGUACCAGGAGGAGGAGGACGGCGACGACCUGGAGGCGAAGCCGGAGAAGGCGCCGGCCGCCCGGCCGUCGGCGAAGGAGCGGUCCGUUCACCUCAUACCGCUGCUCACCGCCCUCUGCUUCGUCAUCCUCUUCCUCUUCUCUCAUGACCCUUCUGCUUCCGAAAUGUCCAGUUUUGGAGGCAAGGUUGGGAAUCGGAAGCACAAGUUGUUCUAAUGUGAAUUACUAUGUGAUAGCAAGAAGAACCGAAGUGAUAUAUAUAUAUAUAUAUAUAUAUAUAUAUAUAUAUAUAUAUAUAUAUAUAUAUAUAAUUUUCUUUCUGAAAACGUGUAUUUGGAUAUUUGAUCUCAAAUCUGAAGUAUAAACACAAAUGUGUAUGGACCUUUUUGCAGCCAUAAAUAACUCGCAAAGUAGUACUCCUACAUUGCUAAUAAAACCGUUUGACCUUUAUUAUCCAAUGAUAUUCUUUAGCUGGCUUAAAGUAAGGAGAAAAGUGUAACAUGAAAACAUUUGAGGAAUAACCACAAUCCCACAUCCAUAUGUGAAUGAUGAAUGUACAUAUCAGUGAUCAGUGGAAUAAUAAUGGUGACAUCCAAAUAAUCUUUUGGUUGAAAAACGUCGGUGUCUGAAACUGCAGGGAGAUGGUCUGCGGCCCAACUUCCCUUUCCCUUUAUUUUUCAGGCACUUGCUCUAGACCUCUAGUACUCCAUCAGUCUAUCUCCACCUGUAAACUGUACACCACACACUGCAGUUGAAUCCUAUAUCUUGUAGCCAGAAGAACUUUCAGAGAGAAUGGAUGUAUUGUAUGCACUAAAACAAUGAAAACUUUAGAGUAAA
Messenger RNA from Oryza sativa Japonica Group (Japanese rice), 1195 nucleotides. RefSeq lists its product as uncharacterized. Lineage: Eukaryota; Viridiplantae; Streptophyta; Magnoliopsida; Poales; Poaceae. The record is from RefSeq and is a predicted model, not a curated record.